AUAGGUGUGGCCUUUCAUGCUCUGUCUUGCUGCUUUUUCAAACUCGAUUUCGAGAUCAAGAUAUGCCCCAAUACGUUCUUAUUACUACACAGAUAAGACUAGAAAAUGGUCCCACGAUUUGCGGAGAUGAGUUAAGCGACCCAGUACUAAUGGCUAAACUGGAUGCACAGCUAGUGAGGGAUGCUGGAAAUCCAUUUCAAGUCUACUCCAGCCCCCACCCACCUCGUGUUAUACUCAACAAGUUAGCGUGUGAAGGUUUCAGGGUAGUCUCCAUGGCCGGGAUCGGACAGACGUGCAUUUGGACACUUUAUUUAGAAAAUUAGACAAUUCAAAAAAAACUAGCCAUUGAACACAUUUUUAUGUUCUUAAUUAAGCAUCA
Molecule: messenger RNA, 379 nt
Organism: Amphimedon queenslandica
Lineage: Eukaryota; Metazoa; Porifera; Demospongiae; Haplosclerida; Niphatidae
Product: GTP cyclohydrolase 1 feedback regulatory protein-like
Exons: 2
Coding region: 63-323 (86 amino acids)
Biological process (GO): negative regulation of biosynthetic process
Cellular component (GO): nucleus; cytoplasm
Molecular function (GO): GTP cyclohydrolase binding
Source: RefSeq, a predicted model, not a curated record